UCGAGCAGACAAGUUUAACCAUAAUUUAUCAAUAUUAGAAUCUAUACCUAUAUUUAUAUUCAUUUUUUUCUCGGUAAUACUUUUGAAUAUGAGCCUUAUGUAUUGCUAAUGAAUAUUGAGAAAAAAUACAAGUACCUGCUAUACUGCUAUAUAUCUGUUUGCAUUGGUUUUAAAUGUUUCAAUUAUAGAUAAUACUUACGUUAACGUCAAGUCCAGUUGAUCUUUUUUGCUUGUUCCAAAAUUAAAGAUAUUCUAGUAUUAGAUACAAAAUAAUGGAACUUCACUUAAACAUAGAUGAUGUGAAAGUUGAAUCAAAUAAUGACUGGGUGAAUGAAGAAAAUGGUCAUGAUACAGAAUUUUCAUCUGAUGUAGCUGAAUGCCCAGAAUUAAAAAAAGAUUUGUUUUCACUUGAAAAUAAUCUUCAAACUAUGUAUAAAGACAUUGAUAUAGAACAGUGUAUUGUUGAUGAAGAAAUCACUAUAGAACCUGAAUCUAAGCCCAUUAUACAAACAGAACAUUGUACUAUUGAAGACGAAAUCACUAUAGAACCUGAAUCUAAGCCUGUAAUAGAUCCAUUAAUGCCAUUGUUAGAUAUUGGAACUCAAAUAUGUUUAGAAAAUGAGACAGCUGAUGAAAAUUCAAAAACAUCGAAGGCCAAUGAAAAAAAUCUUAUAAAUUUUGAAGAAAUCUUUGUUGAGAACAAUUUUUAUGAAGAUGAACUUGGUGAAAUCAAACAAAAAACAUCAUCUAGAAGAAAGAAAUCAUUGAAAGAUAAACCAGACGAACCUUACAAAUGUAACUUAUGCCCAAAAAUAUUUGAUUAUAAAAGGUAUCUCAAUAAACACAUAGUUACAGUCCAUAUUACUGAAAGACCUUUUCAGUGUGAUUGGUGCAAAAAGGCUUUUGCAUUUAAAAAUUCGCUCAAAAAGCACUUUAGAUUGAUGCAUACUAUUGAGAGACCCUUUGAAUGUGAAAUAUGUAAAAAAAAAUUUGAGAAGGAAGCUGCUCUGACCAAACAUGUUAAUUUUGUACACAUAAAUAGAAAGAUCCACAAGUGCGAUAUAUGCUCUAAACAGUUUACCACAAAUUGCAGUCUCAGAAAACACCAGGAUACACGACACUUUCAAAUUAGAAAAUAUGAAUGUGAAUUAUGUCAAAAAAAUUUCACGCAAAAAGGUGUUCUUAAUAAGCACAUCAAGGACUCACAUGGUCAAAUAACCCACAAGUGUGACUUAUGCAGGGAAACAUUCAGUAGAGAAACAGAUUUCAAAAACCAUGUUUAUGAUGUACAUGAAUUAGUAUUAAUCUACCAAUGUGUAAUGUGCCCUAAAUCGUUCCAAAAACAAUUUUUUGUUCUCAGGCACAUGGAAAAUAAACAUGGUAAGAUUGAACCUUAUCAUUACAGGUGUAUGAGAAAAUCUGAAGUACCUUCAAGAAGACGCUCUAAAUAAUAGCGAGCAAUACUCAUUCAAGUUUACCAAGUUCUUAAUUGCAGUAACACUUCAA
This is a messenger RNA of Trichogramma pretiosum, 1506 nucleotides long. RefSeq names its product zinc finger protein 578-like. The record is from RefSeq and is a predicted model, not a curated record. Gene Ontology annotation, biological process: regulation of transcription by RNA polymerase II. Gene Ontology annotation, molecular function: DNA-binding transcription factor activity, RNA polymerase II-specific; RNA polymerase II transcription regulatory region sequence-specific DNA binding. The coding region runs from base 273 to 1451 and encodes 392 amino acids. The transcript is spliced from 3 exons. NCBI's taxonomy places the organism in Eukaryota, Metazoa, Arthropoda, Insecta, Hymenoptera, Trichogrammatidae. Gene Ontology annotation, cellular component: nucleus.